Messenger RNA from Fusarium keratoplasticum, 762 nucleotides. RefSeq lists its product as uncharacterized. Bases 1 to 762 code for a protein of 253 amino acids. The transcript is spliced from 2 exons. NCBI's taxonomy places the organism in Eukaryota, Fungi, Ascomycota, Sordariomycetes, Hypocreales, Nectriaceae. The record is from RefSeq and is a predicted model, not a curated record. Gene Ontology annotation, molecular function: transmembrane monodehydroascorbate reductase activity.
AUGGCGAGUGCCACAGGUAUACCGGAGCGAAUCCCUUCGGACGCCGAAAUCAACGGCGCCGCAGCUCGCGAGACUGAACCGCUCCUUGGCCGACCUGGCGAUGCUGCACAAGAAGACGGCGUCCCAAUGAUUAGAAAUCUGGUCCUCGGCACUGGCAUCCUUGCCCAGCUCGGCAUCGUGCUGCUGGUUGCGCUCAUCUGGGCCAGCGUCCUCACUAAGCCAUUGAUCCUGUUCUCAGCGCACCCGCUUCUGCAGUCCCUCGCGAUCCUCACGCUGGCCCAGUCCGUCUUGAGCCUGCAGCCCACGCACACGGCCGAGCAGAAGCGCAUCGGCCAGCGCAUCCACGCCAUCCUCAACCUGGUCGCCUUCCUCCUCCUGGUGGCGGGUGUCACCAUCAUCGAGUACAACAAGUUCGCAAACAAUGGCGAUCACUUCCACUCGGUUCACGGCUACCUGGGCGUCAUCACCUCCAUCGUCCUGCUACUCCAGUACGCCGUGGGCUUCACCAUGUGGGCGACUCCCCAGCUCUACGGCGGCGAACACCAGGCCAAGGCCAUCUGGAAGUAUCACCGCUGGAGCGGCUACGCCAUCUUCACCCUGCUCCUCGUCACCGCCGUCGCCGCUGUCGAGACAGACUACAACAAGAAUGUCCUCAAGCUCAAGCUCUGGGCUACCAUCCUUUUGGCUGCCCUGACGCUGAUUGGUGUUUUGCCCCGAAUCCAAAAGCAGAAGCUUGGGUUCAAGGCUCCAAACCAGGCUUGA